AUGCAGACACCAAGCAUUUUUGAGCGAUGGCUAAGAAGACACAGGCCCAUGCUAGAAGUUUACCCAGCAGCCAACGCACCCAUUGGACACAAUCGAGAAAACUACAUGGUUCCCUUUAUCCCCCUUUACAGAAAUGGAGAAUUUUUUAAACCUUCAAGAGAGCUGGGGUAUGACUAUGAGUAUCUGCAAGAACCAGCACUUGGUUCUUUCCAGGAGUUUUUAAUACCCUACCUUGAGCAAGCCCGUCAGAUCUGGGCUUGGCUAGUCGGAGCAGCAGUGAUUGGAGGCAUCAUUACUGCUGUGCUCACAGGGCUCAUCCUGGCCUGCCGGAAGAAGAGAAGAGGAACUUCUGAAGAGAUACAGCCCUUGCUCACAGAAAGUGAAGAUUACAACAAUGUGUCAUAUCAGUCCAAUUUCUAG
Messenger RNA from Nestor notabilis (Kea), 420 nucleotides. Its product is annotated as tyrosinase-like. NCBI's taxonomy places the organism in Eukaryota, Metazoa, Chordata, Aves, Psittaciformes, Psittacidae. The transcript has 3 exons. The record is from RefSeq and is a predicted model, not a curated record. The coding region runs from base 1 to 420 and encodes 139 amino acids.